UUAAUGCGGUGGACUCUCACGAUCGACGUCAUGAUCAACACAAUCAACGUCCGAGAUCUUCUCAUCUCGCCGGAAUCCCCCUCCUCGCCGCUCUCGGCGCCGGACCUCCGCCUCCUCAUCUCCCGCCUCGAUUCCCACUCCCUCCGGAUCAAAUCCACCGUCCAAUCCUACCUCCUUUCCCACCAUUCCGACUUCUCCGCCCUCUUCUCGCGCUGCUCCGACGUCGUUUCGAAAUCCGAGAAUCUCGCCGGAGACGUCGCCGCGCUGUGCGAUCAGCCGGUGGAGGCGGAUGUGGGGAGGAUCGUGAAGGAGAUUGUGGAAAAGAGGCGGGAGGCGCGGGGGAAGAGGGAGAUUGUGGAGUUUUUGGGGGUAAUUUUGGAAUUGGAUCGGAAAUUGGGGGUGGUUAGGGAGGAUGUGAAGAGCGGGAGAGUGGUGGAGGCGGCGGAGGGGCUUAGGGAGCUGAAAGCAGCUCUUGGAGUGAAGGGCGGUGGCGAUUCUCACACGGCGGAGGAAGGUGAGCCGGCGGUUUAUGCGAUUUUCAGAAAACAGUGGGUGGAUUGCUUCGAGGAGAUUCAAGAGCUACUUUUGAGGUUUAUGGAGAAUGCCGUGCGGUUCGAUCAGGAUGCCAAUGCGGUUUAUGUGAAGUAUCAGAUUGAUGGAGUUAAUGGUCUAGAGCUGUCCACUCUAAUGAAUGCUAUGGAUGUUGCUGGGGUUCUUGAUUAUGGGCUUGCUAAAAUUGCAGAUUUGAUCACUAAAUAUGUUUUCACUCCCGUGGUGAGUUGCAAAGCGAUUCCUAUAGUUGAAGAAGGAGAAAACAACCAGGAUCCGGGCCAUGUCAAAGAAGCAGUUCUUAAGAUGUCUCUAUCUGUUGAGUCUGAGGGCAAUAAGGUGGAUGGUAAACUUAUGUACUCCAACAUCGUUCAGAUCAUAGAUUUUUUCAGCAAAUAUUUAUGCUUCAACGAUGGAUCUUGGAUGCGCUGUUUUGGACGAUUGACUUGGCCAAGGAUGUCAGAUAUGAUUAUUUCAAAUUUCCUUGUCAAGGUUGUUCCCGAUGAUGCUUCGAAGCUACCUGAGUUUCAGCAGAUCAGGAAACUCACAAUUGAUUUUGAGACAGCGUUGAAGGAACUUAAGUUCAUAUCUUCAUCGAAUGAUAAAGAUCAUAAGCUGAGUAAUUUUGCUGACAAUGUUGAAGUGCACUUUGCAUCGAGAAAGAAAGCUCAAAUUUUGGCUAGGGCCAGAAAUAUGCUUCUGCAAUCUGAUUUCAGUCUUCCUCAAGACUAUAAUACGAGAACAUUGGGCGCCAGAAAAGAAGAGAGUGCUGACUCCAACCGCGUUAUUUUGCUGUUUUCAUCUGAGGAAUGCGUGGUGUCUGUAUCAGCUAAAGAACUCAUGGAGCUUGUGCAUCAAACCCUAAAGGACGUGUGCUUAUCACCUCCAAAAGUGGCAUUGGAAUUCUACCAUGCGGCUAGAAAUGCUCUAGUUCUUUACGAAGCGAUCAUCCCUGUGAAGCUUCAAAGCCAGCUCGAUUCCAUUACCCAGGCGGCUGUUCUCAUGCACAAUGACUGUCUUUACCUAUCUCAGGAGAUUCUUGGGCUUGCAUUUCAGUAUCGCCCGUACUUUCCUAGUUCUGUUAAGGAGCUUGCUGUAUUUAUUGAUUUGGCUCCCAAAUUUCUACUCCUGGCUGAAGAAGUUUUGCAGCGUCAAGUUCAGCUUGUUAAGUCCAACUUAAAACAGGCUAUCGAUGGAGCCAAUGGAUUUCAAAACACCCACAAAGUGAAACAGUUUGAAUCUGCCAAAUUUUGCAUCGAUCAGAUCGUGUUUGUGAUCGAGAAAGUGCACAUAAUCUGGGAACCUUUGUUACUUCCUUCCGUAUAUGAGAAGAGCAUGACCAUGAUUCUCGAGUCAGUCUUUACUAGACUUGCGAAAGAGAUACUUCUUAUAGAUGACAUGGCUGCUGAAGAAACAUUGCAGCUUCAAAGACUGAUCCAGCUUCUGUUCGAGCAUCUCUCCUCUUUACUCGAGCCCAUGUUGGCCGUGGACGAGAGAGAGAAGUCACAAGAGGCUCAAAAGGACAUGGAUAAUCUUAUAUCAUCCAUCCGGAAGCUGAGAAAGUUGGCCGGUGAAAUUUUUUUUCGAUUACUGUACCAUAUUUCCAUUAUAACUGCAUUUCUCAGCAACUUUAUCUUACUCUAUUUCCUGCACAUUCCCUUAGAACUCUUGGACAUGCCUUUGAAGUCUAUCACCGAUGCCUGGGAGAGCGGUGAACUCGCUGAUUGCAACUUCGAAGCAUCAGAGGUCCAGGAUUUUAUCCGAGCCAUAUUCACAGACUCACCUCUGAGAAGAGAAUGCUUGUUUAGAAUAGAAAACACAUACUUCGGAUGAAAGAAGAAAAGCGGCGUGAUUAAUGGAACCACCGAAGAUUUGAAGAAUCGAUGGAAUGACCUCAGAACCUGUGGGAGUCGGAGGUGAAACGAGCACUACAAAAACGACGGAAAAUGUGAGAGCAGAGGCUUGUUCAAGAGUUAGUUUACUACUGCCAUUAACCUCUGCUAAUGGUGUUCAUUUCUCAGUUUACUCAUUUUGAGAUUAUUACUUUUAGCCCAUAGCUUUAGGUUAUUUAAAGAUAACAUUUUUUUAGUAUAUUCAGUGAUACAUCUAUGAAAAUUUAUACUUAGAAAACAUUUU
This is a messenger RNA of Salvia hispanica, 2685 nucleotides long. Lineage: Eukaryota; Viridiplantae; Streptophyta; Magnoliopsida; Lamiales; Lamiaceae. The record is from RefSeq and is a predicted model, not a curated record.